CUGAAGGCAGCAAUAGUUCGAAAAGUAUGGCGGUGGAGUGUUUGACAACAAUAACAGAACAAUGGAUACGGGACAGUUUACAAUUAAAACAUCCCUAUCUAGGUGAUGUCCGCUCACUAAGCCUCCCGGGGACUUACGAGGAGAAGAUCAGACAUCUGGGAAACGCACUGAACAGCUUUGUCCGUCUGAAGUCUCUGGAUCUCUCCUGCAAUGCACUCGUCUAUGUCGAGGGGGUGCAACACUUGAAAAUGCUGGAGAGGCUGAUCCUGUACUAUAACUGCAUACCUUCCCUUGAAGAGGUGAAAGUGUUGUAUGAGCUGUCGGCUUUGAGAGAGCUCGACCUCCGACUCAACCCUCUGACCAAAAGUUACCCAAACUACCGCUCUUAUUUGGUGCAUGCCAUGCCCAACCUACGCAAACUCGAUAGCUGUUCAGUAAGAGACACUGAGCGCAAAGCUGCCAUAAUGCAGUUUUCCUCUGACAUCCCACCUCAGCAGAAGAGCUCCUGUCUACAUCAGAGUGAAGACCAAAGAAGCAGUGACCAGAGACUGGCUUUAGUUGACCGCUUAACCAAGAGGCUCUCUCUUCUGACUGACACUGGUGAUAUUGUAUUGAACUUUGUGAAUCAUGGAGGCCAAAGUGAAACCAUCUCUGAGGUGGCUCAAGAACCCAGAAAGGAAGAAUCAAAAGAUUUUACAGAACAGAGGAGUUCAACUCCUACACAGGAAACAGCUAAAUCCAUCCUCAGGAAUCCCCCCAUACAAUAUGAUAAGAUCAACUCCAAAGUGCAACACAUGAAAGAUCUGUCUCAAAAAAAAAGUUCUACCUCAUUAAAAGCAACUGAAAGACCAAAGGUGUCCUUCGGCCCUAACGUAGAGAAAUGCAGACCUGUGCCUGGAAAACAAAAGGAAGUCCCCAGACAUGUAGCCAAGGGACAUUUCACCCCCAAUCCUGAUCAAAGUCGCCGUUAUAGUUCUUCAUUCAUUAAUAUCCGGCCUCCCAGUCCACAUCGUCCUGGUCUGAAUCUGUCUGACCCCUCUAACCCCAUUUUACAUCCUCCAAGGCUGACCUACUCCAGCUUCAACAAGACAGAAUGGGGCUCCAGCCUGGUGCAGCAAGCAGAAAAGAAAAAAAGGGGUAGUUACAGGAAACCCCUGGAGAUGCUUCUCAGUCUCGUGGACAAACACUGGGCAGGAGAGAGAUCACUGCAUCAUAACAACAACUUCCUGUCUCAAGCAGUCCAGAUCCUCUCUAUGAUGGAAAAUGAUAUUUCCAGCCGGGAGGCUGAGGUCAGAACCUUAAGACGGGAAAAUGAUGCGCUGAGCUUUCAAGCAGCUGCACAAGAGGAAGAGCACAAAACUGAAGUUUGUAACCUUUCUGCUCAACUGGAAGAAGCUCGCAGUGCGGUUGGCAAACUAAAUGAGCAGCUGAGGAUUGUCUUGGAGGAGAAUGUCACUCUACAGAAACAGCUCAUCAAGUUAGAACGACAGUAUCUCAAGUCUAUGAUGAAAAGUUCACCUAUUACUCAGAUCAAAGAGGCUCAGACAGAAGUUGAGGAGCUGAGGAAAGAGAUUGAGGGGCUGAGGGAGAAAGUGCAGGAGGCUGAGAAAGUCGAGGAAUUCUCAAAUAACCUGCAAGAAAGCCACAGGUCCCGGGUGGCUACCAAUGAGUGUUUGCUAGCUGAGCUGAAGGGAAGGGGGGAACAUUAAAGAAGAAUUUGAAGGAGGUGAUGCACACCAGUAUGAAAGUAUCAAAGCAAGACUGCUAAAUGUCAUAUUAGCAUUGCAGUCACUGCUGCAGUCACUACUGCUGGGCCUAAAGUCUGUUUUUAAUUAAUUUUCACUUUAUUUAUAUCACUAAAGUGUACAUUAAAUUUUGGUGUGUAUUAAAUUCCUAGCCCCCUUUGAUAAAUGAAGUGUUUAUUAUUUCAAAAAAUAUGUAUAGGCUUUGUUUGCUGGAUGUAAACAAUAAUGGGGAAAGGCAAUUCAUUCAAGCAAGGUUGUGUAUAAGUGUGUGACAGGGCUGUUAUGUUAACAAAUGAUUUUAGGGGAAAAAAUGUUAGUGAGAGGAUCAUAAUGUAUUUCCUGGAUCACUGGCAAGAUUGUGUCUCCCUUGGCUGUUUUUUUAUUAUUAUUAUUAUUUUUUAGGUCUCCAUCUGCUUUUUAAUUGGAAUGAAUACAUCUAGAUUCCAGCUGCACUGUGACUUUAUUUAUACCACUGCCCUGGGGCUGGAGAGCACACACACGCACUUUUCUCUCACAGACACUAAUGCAAGACCUGGCAAACCCGCUUAGGAUCUGGAUUCUACAUAAACUCAACUGAAUGUAGCUUUUAUUUUUAUGGGAAUGUUUCAGGUCACUGGUCGAUGCUACUGGUAGGAAGUUUCACAGUAUUCCUGAAAAAGCCAAAGAAAAUAUGAAACAUUAUAUUUUGACUGGCACCCCGUAACGUGCUCGCCAGAGGUUCUGGGGUGGUUUUUUUAUUUUCAAUAAAGCACUACAAAUGAUGAACACACAUUAAGAAGUCUAAGGAACAAGAACAAAAACACGCUGCAUGCACCAGGGCACAAUAGUACAUUAAAAGUUAUUUGAAAAAAAAAAAAAAAAA
Messenger RNA from Xiphias gladius (swordfish), 2607 nucleotides. RefSeq names its product centrosomal protein 72 (gene cep72). The coding region runs from base 27 to 1709 and encodes 560 amino acids. NCBI's taxonomy places the organism in Eukaryota, Metazoa, Chordata, Actinopteri, Istiophoriformes, Xiphiidae. Gene Ontology annotation, molecular function: protein binding. The record is from RefSeq and is a predicted model, not a curated record. The transcript has 14 exons.